This is a messenger RNA of Colletotrichum truncatum, 1308 nucleotides long. RefSeq names its product glutamine synthetase. The record is from RefSeq and is a predicted model, not a curated record. Lineage: Eukaryota; Fungi; Ascomycota; Sordariomycetes; Glomerellales; Glomerellaceae. Gene Ontology annotation, molecular function: glutamine synthetase activity.
AUGACCUCAGACGAAGAGAAACUUCAAAAGUUUCUUGAUCAGAACAACUUGACCAGCUUCAUCCGUCUUCAAUGGAUCGACUACUCCGGCGUUCUCCGCGUCCGCUUCGUACCUGUUGCUCGAUGUUUGGAGAUUGCUCGAGGAAAUGAGCAAUACCUGAUCCCGCAAGUGAGCAUGAUCAUACCAAUUUCAACGGCGCCAAGAUGCUUUCCAACUGGCAAUCAUCUUGAAACCUGGGAGCUGCGCCCCGACUGGUCUUCGCUACGCUGCUGCGGGUUCAGGCCAAGCCAUGCGUCUGUCAUGUGUUUCGUGGAACACAAAGAGGCCGAAGAUACACAUAGCAAGUGCCCACGCGCGCUCUUGUCUCGUGCACUAAAGCAGCUGGAGGAAAAUUGGGAUACAAAGGCACUGGCUGGCUUUGAGAUUGAGUGUAUGCUCCUGGACCAUAAUUCCCAGCCGCUUGAUCAAUUAGAUCGGUUGAACAGCUAUCAAACAACCGCUGGACUGCGCGGCCAGACGCUGGACAUAGUCGAGGAGAUUAUUGACAGUCUCAAACGAUCAUCUAUCAAUAUCCAUCACUUCCACACCGAAACGCAUGAUCAGAUCGAAUUUGCCCUCAGUCCCGAGCCACUACUCGAUGCCAUCGAUUCAUUUGUCCUAGCACAGGAAACAAUCCGUACAGUCUUUGUUCGACACAAUAUCAAGGCAACCAUGGCUCCUAAGCCACUCCUGAAUGGACCGACGAAUGGCACCCACCUGCAUAUGUCCGUUGACAAACUAGAAACGAGGCACACGGACAGCUUUCUCGCAGGAAUUUUGAAUCACAUGGGGUCUCUCUGUGCCUUCGGAAUGGCCAACUAUGACGGCUAUGUUCGAACCACCAAAGACGCAGCUGGUGAGUGGGUCGGAUUUGGUACCGAGAACCGCGACCUGCCUGUGCGUAACAUAAGUGAGAAACACUGGGAAUUUCGUAUGAUGGACAGCACGUCAAAUCCGUACCUGUUCGCCGCGGCUGUUCUUUUAUCUGGCUUGAAUGGGCUCGGCAAAAACUUGGUUCUUGACUGGGAAGAUUGUACUGUUUUCCCCCAGUCGCUGGACAAUGGAGGACGUGCUGAAUAUAGACUGGUCAAAAGGAUGCCGAGAAGUCUGCAGGAAGCACUGGACUUACUGAAGGCAGAAUCCAGUGGGAAACCCAUCGUACCGAAAGAUUUACUAGAUGCUUACAUUCCAGUGAAGGAGAAGGAGGUUGAAGAAUUUCUUAAAAUGCCGGACGAUCAGCGGCGGUUACGGUUCCUAGAGUAUUUCUGA